CUGAAGGGGCAAGUUCCCAAGUUUGUUUCUCCCUCCAGUCAGCUGCCAUCAUGCUCUGGUUUAGAGAGCAGCGGGCCUUCGCAGUUGAGAGCUUCUUUUCUAACGGUCGCUCACUUGUUACUACGCAACGUGCCUUCCGCGCUCGCUUUGAAAUUCCUCCUCACAGACUCGUUCCUGGCCGUAAUUCGAUUCUGUCGUGGUUUAACUUAUUUCGGGAGUGUGGAAGUGUCGCUAAACCCAGAAAUGGACUUCAACGGACCAUCAGAACUCCGGAAAAUAUCGAAAGAGUGA
Messenger RNA from Danaus chrysippus (African queen), 291 nucleotides. NCBI's taxonomy places the organism in Eukaryota, Metazoa, Arthropoda, Insecta, Lepidoptera, Nymphalidae. The record is from the annotation of a GenBank genome assembly.